GAUUAAAUUCAGAGGAAAAAAAAAUGCUUUCCCACAUUUCGGCAUCACUCUCUCACACCUCUUCUCUCACCGCCACCACCGCCUUCUCCCUCCGCCCCUCUCUCACAUCGAGAUUCCGCCUCCACCCUUUCAAUUCUCGGAAGCUCCGCUUCUCCUCCGCCGCCUCAAUGGACAGAACUUCUCCCCCUGCCUCCGUCGAUUCCAUUUCGGAAGAUUUGAAAAAUCAAAGAUUGGAAGAAGACAACCAUGUCGUCGACGGCGUUAGAAAUGCUGCGAAUUCCGAUAAUAUCACUCCAAAUAGGGUUAAUUUGAAGCUGGAGGAACUCAAGUGGGACCACUCAUUUGUUCGUGAACUGCCCGGAGAUCCCAGGACCGAUUCGAUUCCGCGAGAGGUUUUGCAUUCUUGUUACACAAAAGUAUCACCAUCUGCUGAGGUGGAUAAUCCUCAGCUUGUCGCAUGGUCUGAUUCAGUUGCAGAGUUACUUGAUUUGGAUGCAAGAGAAUUUGAAAGGCCUGAUUUUCCUCAAAUAUUUUCUGGGGCAUCGCCUUUAUCUGGAGGGAUGUCUUAUGCUCAGUGCUAUGGAGGACAUCAGUUUGGCAUGUGGGCUGGCCAGUUGGGUGAUGGUAGGGCAAUUACGCUGGGAGAACUUGUUAAUUCUAGUGGUCACAGGUGGGAAUUGCAGCUUAAGGGUGCUGGGAAGACACCAUACAGUCGAUUUGCUGAUGGCCUUGCAGUUCUACGCAGUAGUAUCCGAGAGUUUCUCUGCAGUGAGGCAAUGCACUUUCUAGGAAUCCCCACAACGCGUGCACUAUGCCUAGUGACUACUGGAAAAUAUGUUACCCGCGACAUGUUUUAUGAUGGCAACCCAAAAGAUGAACCUGGUGCAGUUGUUUGCCGAGUUGCUCCAUCCUUUCUUCGUUUUGGUUCAUACCAAAUCCAUGCUUCAAGAGGAAAGGAGGAUCUUGGCCUUGUGCGCACUUUGGCUGACUAUACCAUUAGGCAUCACUUCCCCCAUUUAGAGAAUCUCAGUAAAAGUGACAGUUUAUCUUUCAGUACUGGUGAAGGAGAUGAUUCAGUGGUUGAUUUAACUUCUAACAAAUAUGCUGCUUGGGCUGUGGAAGUUGCAGAGCGCACUGCUUCUUUAAUUGCAAAAUGGCAGGGCGUUGGCUUUACCCAUGGAGUGUUAAACACGGACAACAUGAGUGCAUUGGGACUCACCAUUGAUUAUGGUCCUUUUGGUUUCUUGGAUGCAUUUGACCCUAGUUACACCCCAAACACUACUGAUCUUCCCGGAAGAAGGUACUGCUUCGCAAAUCAACCUGAUAUUGGUCUAUGGAAUAUUGCGCAAUUUGCCACAACUCUGUCUGCCGCCCAGUUAAUAAAUGAGAAGGAGUCAAACUAUGCUAUGGAAAGGUAUGGAACGAAGUUUAUGGAUGAGUAUCAAGCCAUAAUGACCAAAAAGCUUGGUCUAUCUAAGUACAAUAAGCAGUUGAUCAGUGAUCUUCUUAAAAACAUGGCUGUUGAUAAAGUUGACUACACAAACUUCUUUCGGUUGCUUUCAAAUGUAAAGGCUGAUCUUACUAUUCAAGACGAUGAACUAUUGGUUACUCUUAAAGCUGUUCUGUUGGACAUUGGCAAAGAGCGCAAAGAUGCAUGGACUAGCUGGGUGAAGUCCUAUAUACAAGAGCUUUCUGCUAGUGGAAUUUCUGACGAAGAGAGGAAAAAAUCAAUGGACUCAGUAAAUCCGAGAUACAUUCUCAGAAACUAUUUAUGCCAAAGUGCCAUCGAUGCAGCAGAACAAGGUGAUUUUGAAGAGGUACGACGGGUAUUGAAGGUCAUGUCAAGGCCGUAUGAUGAGCAACCCGGGAUGGAAAAAUAUGCUCGGUUGCCUCCUGCCUGGGCGUAUCGUCCUGGCGUGUGCAUGCUUUCUUGUUCUUCUUGAUCAAUACAACUACACAUAAGGAGAUCAGAAAUAGAGAUACAAUGUUGUACAUACAAAGCAUGUAUGCUAUUUUUGUUGUGUACUGAGCAUUUACAAGUGCAGAUGGGGUGUCAUAUCAUACAAAUGGUAUUGUAUUUUUGUAAUGCGAGUUACUUGUAAGAAAUUUCAUACUGUUUUCAGCUAGAUAUUUAAGAGUGUGUUUCACUAAGCUUAUUUUA
Molecule: messenger RNA, 2161 nt
Organism: Salvia hispanica
Lineage: Eukaryota; Viridiplantae; Streptophyta; Magnoliopsida; Lamiales; Lamiaceae
Product: selenoprotein O
Biological process (GO): protein adenylylation
Cellular component (GO): chloroplast thylakoid
Molecular function (GO): AMPylase activity
Source: RefSeq, a predicted model, not a curated record